UCGGACUGCAGUGAAAUAAAAGGUGGAUGGAGUCCUCAUUUCAUCCCAAAACACUGAGUUUCACACAUCGACCAAACUUCUGCGGCUGACUUCAGUGUGGAACAGACGGCGGGAAAAUCACAUCAAAGAUGCAGAGGUGCUUUGGGAUUUUUUGCGUGUCGCUCAUCUUCUGCGCAACUCUCUCUGAGACCAUCGGGUUGGUCAUUGCGGCGAAGGAGAAGCGCGGCUGGACUCUGAACAGUGCUGGAUACCUGUUAGGUCCCCGUCGAAUUGAUCACCUAAUUCAGAUAAAGGAUUCUCCCAGUGCCAGAGGCAGAGACGAGCUGGUCACUCAAUAUGGAAUAGAUGGACACAGGACACUAGGAGACAAGCCGGGUCUGGCUGGCAAGAGGGACAUGGGUCAGGACGAGGACUUCAGAACAGGUGCCCUAAGAAUAGCAAAUGAAGACAUCAUCCACACUAUCAUUGACUUUCUGUCAUACCUCAAACUUAAAGAGAUAGGAGCCUUGGACAACCUGCCUUCCUCUGUGACAUCAGAUGAACUGGCCAAUCCCUAAUGGGCCUGCCUCACUGCUGUUCACCUCCCUCCACCCAAGUCUAUGUUUCUGCUGUCUUGGCUCCCACUGCCCUAAAUGUCACCUUACUGUAGCUCCAUUCACACUCUGACACUGGAUUUGUCCUGGAACCAAAGAUCUGAGAGAAAUCCCCCCCCACCACCACCAAUAUAAAUAUCAGAUCUUUCUGCUCCUGUGUUAAUAAAACAUGAUCUCUAUUGAGGAUCAGUGAGUGUCUGCUGACUGUAGGUGGAUCUAAGUAAUACAG
This is a messenger RNA of Lates calcarifer (barramundi perch), 822 nucleotides long. Its product is annotated as galanin peptides. The record is from RefSeq and is a predicted model, not a curated record. Bases 129 to 557 code for a protein of 142 amino acids. Gene Ontology annotation, molecular function: hormone activity. The transcript is spliced from 7 exons. Gene Ontology annotation, cellular component: extracellular region. NCBI's taxonomy places the organism in Eukaryota, Metazoa, Chordata, Actinopteri, Centropomidae.